ACCUUUAGGGUGGAUAAUAAAAAAGAAGUUUUUAUUUGGAUAUAAAGGGAGGAGGGAGUCCCAAAAUUUGAAGAGGAUGGCAUGUGAACAGAAGAGAGUCCUUGCUGAGGCUGUAUCUGCUUUUAAAAAGGUACUCUCUUCCAACAAGAAAAACCCUGUAAAUCUGCAAUUGACCACCCUUCUCUCUCCUCAAUCAAUAUGUUGAUAAUCAUCUGCAAAAAAGACAUUUCCUUUUCAUUCCCAGGCAUUAAAUCUCACUCCAAGUAAGUAGUCCAUCAAUCAAUGAAGAGAAACCCAAUACUUCAACUUUAGUUUUUCUUUUUUUUUCCCGUCACUUUUUCGUCGGAUUACACUGUCUGGAUCCAGCAAUCUCAUGCCAUCAUCUGUUCGGUAGUCGCAUUUCCGUUCGUGAAGAAAAAAGGGUAAAAUGGGAACUAGAUUUUACCCAAUUUUUUUGUGUUUGCUUUACAUUCUGCUGCUCUUGGAGGCCAUACCUGCCCAGAUGCCAGGUUUCGUGAGUGUGGAUUGUGGGGGUAAAGAAAGCUACACAGAUGAAAUUGGUCUUGAAUGGACUCCCGAUACUCAAAUGGUAAGCGGAGAAACGGCUAAUAUAUCUAUUACAAAUGAGACAAGGAAGCAAUACCAGACAUUGAGAUACUUCCCGGCGGAUAGCAGAAAGUAUUGCUACACGCUUAAUGUGACUAAGAGGACGAGAUAUCUUAUAAGAGCUACUUUUUUGUACGGCAACUUUGACAACAAUAAUGUAUAUCCAAAGUUUGACAUCUCUCUUGGUCCAACCAAUUGGGCGACUAUAGUUAUUGCUGAUGCUAGUAAAAUAGAGUACGAAGAGUUGAUAUUUCUUGCCACGGAUCCUUCUGUAAGUGUCUGCUUAUCAAAUGCCACCACCGGGCAGCCAUUCAUCUCCACACUCGAACUUAGACAAUUUAACGGCUCCAUGUACCUCACUCCAAGCGAAAACAGUUACUUUCUUAGUGUCUCUGCGAGGUUAAAUUUUGGUGCUGAAAGUGAUGCUCCUAUCAGGUACCCAGACGACCCAUUUGAUAGGCUAUGGGCAUCAGACACCAUCAAGAAAGCAAAUUACCUUGUCGACGUUGCUGAGGGGACUGAAAGAGUAUCAACCCUAAAUCCAAUUGAUUUAAGCGCCGCAAGCGAAUUACCUCCUCAAAAAGUGAUGCAGACAGCUGUGGUUGGCAGGAACGGUUCAUUAACAUAUCGCCUGAACCUAGAUGGUUUUCCUGGUUUUGGUUGGGCAUAUACGUAUUUUGCAGAGCUUGAGGACUUGGGCCCACGCGACACUAGGAAAUUCAGGCUAGUACUCCCAGGAAAUCCUGACAUCAGCAAGGCAGUUGUUGAUGUCCAAGAGAAUGCACAUGGGAAAUAUCGUGCUUAUGAGCCCGGAUUUGACAACCUAUCCUUCCCCUUUGUGUUGUCUUUUAGAUUUGGGAAGACAUCUGAUUCUACAAUGGGCCCAAUAUUGAAUGCCAUGGAAAUAAACAAGUAUCUCGAGAAAAGCGAUGGCUCCUUGGAUGGACCAGUAAUUACGAGUUUUGUUUCAAGCUAUGGAUCAUCACCGUGGGCACAAGAAGGUGGGGAUCCAUGUUUGCCAGCUCCAUGGUCCUGGAUUGAAUGUGACUCUAGUCUUGGCCCAAGGAUUACAUCAAUAAAACUAUCUGGGAAAAAUCUGUCCGGAAAUACUCCGUCAGAAUUUACCAGGCUGAGAAGCUUAACCGAACUAUGGCUUGAUGAGAAUUCACUGACUGGUCCAAUCCCCGAUUUUAGUGGAUGCCAGAACUUGCAGAUAAUGCAUCUUGAGAACAAUCAGUUGACAGGAGAGCUGCCUUUUUUUAUAUCAACCCUUCCGAAUCUAAGAGAGCUGUAUGUGCAGAACAACAUGUUAUCUGGGGUUGUGCCAUCUGGUCUCUUUAACAAGGAUCUGAUCUUAAACUAUUCGGGCAAUGUUAAUCUUCAUAAAGGAAGCAGUGGAAAGAAUCAUAAGAAAGCAAUUACCGGAUCAUUGAUUGCCGCUGUUGUUCUUCUUGUUGCUAUUCUUAUUUCUUGCAUAUUUAUAAAGAGUGGAAAGAAAAAGUACCCUAUGAAAGGACAUGUUGAAAAAUUUUCACCUCCUCGAAGAUUUGCCUCUUCCUUGGAUGGAGCAGCUACUGAAGCAGCACAUUGUUUUACAUUACUUGAGAUUAAGGAGGCAACUAGAGAUUAUGAGAAGAAGGUUGGCUCGGGAGGCUUUGGCAUUGUGUACUAUGGAAAAUUGAAAGAUGGAAGGGAAAUUGCUGUAAAAGUUCUUGCAAAUAAUUCUUUUCAAGGAAAGCGGGAGUUUUCAAAUGAGGUAGCUCUUCUUUCAAGGAUACAUCACAGAAAUCUUGUACAGUUUUAUGGGUAUUGCCAGGAAGAAGGGAAAAAUAUCCUUGUUUAUGAGUUCAUGCAUAAUGGGACACUCAAGGAGCACCUUUAUGUUCCACAAACUCUUGAGCAAAGUAUCAACUGGAUCAAGCGGCUAGAGAUUGCUGAAGAUGCAGCAAAAGGGAUAGAGUACCUCCAUACAGGAUGUGUCCCGUCCAUCAUCCAUAGAGAUUUGAAAACAAGCAACAUUCUGCUGGAUGGGAACAGGAGAGCAAAGGUUUCAGAUUUUGGUCUCUCAAAAAUUGCAGCAGACGGUAUUUCUCAUGUUUCAAGCAUUGUCCGGGGAACUGUUGGGUACCUUGAUCCCGAGUACUAUAUUUCCCAGCAGUUGACUGACAAAAGUGAUGUUUAUAGUUUUGGAGUCAUCCUCCUGGAGCUAAUAUCCGGUCAAGAAGCAAUUUCAAAUGAAAAAUUUGGUGUCAACUGCCGUAACAUAGUCCAAUGGGCAAAAAUGCAUAUCGAGAGCGGAGAUCUUCAAGGGAUAAUCGACCCGACACUGGGGGACGACUAUGACAUCCAGUCAAUGUGGAAGAUUGCAGAGAAAGCGCUAAUGUGUGUGCAGCCUCAUGGGAGCAUGAGGCCAUCAAUUUCUGAAGUUCUAAAGGAGAUCCAAGAUGCACUCGCCAUUGAGAGAGGGGCAGAAGUGGUAAGGGAAGGUGGCAGUUCUGAUGACAUAUCUAAGCAGUCUCUCCAUUCCUCCCUCAACUUAGGCUCCAUUGAUCUUGCUGCAAGUGAGCAUUGCCUCUCCAUUGAUGAAUCAAUCGCCCGCCCCAGCGCCCGUUAGCUUUUUGGUCUGUACAGUAUAUAUACAUAUAUCCAUCUGUAGGAUUGCUUCUUUUUUUUUUUGGUUCCAAUGAAUCAAAUACAGCAUUUAGGAUGACGGAUUUCUUGCCCUGGCCAAAAUUGGGGUGGAUUUAUUCAGUAAACCCCUUUUUUGCAACUAUAUACCAUUAUUUUUUGUGGGUUCUUAUUGCAUGAAUUGUUUCUGUGACUGGCUUUUCAAGUGUUUU
Cuscuta campestris is the source of this 3446-nucleotide messenger RNA. Lineage: Eukaryota; Viridiplantae; Streptophyta; Magnoliopsida; Solanales; Convolvulaceae. The record is from the annotation of a GenBank genome assembly.